Messenger RNA from Clupea harengus (Atlantic herring), 5248 nucleotides. It is a transcript of the gene agla, whose product is annotated as amylo-alpha-1,6-glucosidase and 4-alpha-glucanotransferase a. Lineage: Eukaryota; Metazoa; Chordata; Actinopteri; Clupeiformes; Clupeidae. Gene Ontology annotation, biological process: glycogen catabolic process; glycogen biosynthetic process. Gene Ontology annotation, molecular function: amylo-alpha-1,6-glucosidase activity; 4-alpha-glucanotransferase activity. The record is from RefSeq and is a predicted model, not a curated record.
UUAAGGGACAUCAGAGUGUGACGACCUUACUUUAGAUUCCUAGCCUUAUUAGACGCCUACUGCAGGUUGUAGAACAGUUUCACAUGUGAUGAAGCUUGUAUGCAAGAUCGGAGGCUUGAGAAGGCGCUAGGAAUCCAGAGGCUGCACUCCCCGUAUGCAAAGGACAUCCUAAAAAAGGAAAACCAAAAUGGUCCUUACAAAACACACCAGAGUUCUGCCUCUGAAUGACAUGGAGCGGCUGGAAAGAACCCUCUUCCGUCUGGAGCAAGGCUUUGAGCUUCAGUUCAGGCUGGGCCCCACGCUGCAGGGCAAGUCUGUAUGCGUCUACACCAACUACCCCCCAGAGGGGCAGAAGUAUGAUCCCGUCAAGUACCGUGCCCUGGACUGGAUCAACCUAGCAGGACGCGAGGACGAUUCGGACAAGUACUGCAAGCUGGACCUGGAGAUUGCAGGCUCUUACCACUACUACUUCAGCUCUGGGGAAGAGAAGAAUGGCAGUGGCUACAUUGUGGUGGACCCCGUGCUGCACGUGGGCGCAGACAGGCAGGUCCUCCCCCUGGACUGCAUCACCAUCCAGACAUACCUGUCCAAGUGCCUGGGCCCUCUGGACGAGUGGAUGGACAGACUGCGCGUGGCCAAGGAAGCCGGGUACAACAUGAUCCACUUCACACCGCUCCAGAAGCUGGGACUGUCCCGAUCAUGCUACUCUCUGGCCGACCAGCUGGAGCUGAACCCUGAAUUCUCUCCUCCGGGGAAGAACUUCACCUGGGCGGAUGUGGGGAACCUGGUGACCAAGCUGAAGACCGAGUGGAAUAUGGUUAGCAUCACGGAUGUGGUGUAUAAUCACACAGCUUCGAACAGCCAGUGGAUCCGCGUACAUCCAGAGUGUGGCUACAACCUGGUGAACUCCCCGCACCUGAAGCCUGCGUGGGUGCUGGACCGGGCCCUCUGGCACAUCACCUGUGAGGUCGCGGACGGGAAGUACAGCCAGCGGGGCAUGCCUGCGCUCCUCACCAGUGAGAAGCAGCUGAGUGUUUUGCGCGAGAUCUUGUGUAAGGACAUGUUCCCCCGGAUCAAGCUGUGGGAGUUCUAUCAGGUGAACGUGGACAAGGCCGUGGAACAGUUCAGAAAGAUGCUGGGGGCAGGCAACAAGCCGGCCAGCAGUGGAACAGAAGGCAAGUCAAAGCUUCGAAUCAUUCAGGACCCCCAUCACAGGCGCUUUGGCAACAGUGUAGACCUACACACAGCACUGGAGCACUUCGCUCAGAACGGUAAUGAUUAUCAGGACUGCUGCAAUAGGCUGAGGAGGAAACUAGAGGAGAUCAACAGGGAGUUCUUUGAGGAGAUGCAGCGCCAUCAGGAGCAGGCCAUCAACUGCACCAUGGGAACUAUAGUUUAUGAGCGUUUUGCUGACCAUGGACCUAAACUGGGGGCUGUCACUAGGGAAAAUCCCCUAGUAACAAUGUAUUUCACCUUCCCAUUUGAGGAGAUGUCCAUGGAACAGGAAAUGACCAUGUUGCAUCAGGAUGAUAAAGCGUGUCACUUCCUGGCUCACAACGGAUGGGUGAUGGGAGAUGACCCCCUCAGGAACUUUGCUGAGAAAGGCUCUAAUGUGUACGUGCGGCGGGAGCUGGUGUGCUGGGGGGACAGCGUCAAGCUGAGGUACGGCGAGAAGCCUGAGGACUGCCCUUACCUGUGGGCGCACAUGAGCAAGUACACAGAGAUCACCGCCAAACACUUUGCCGGGGUCCGUCUGGAUAACUGCCACUCUACACCACUCCACGUGGCCGAGUACAUGCUUGCGGUGGCACGUGCCGUCCGUGCUGAUCUGUAUGUGGUGGCUGAGCUCUUCACUGGCAGUGAAGAUUUGGACAAUGUGUUCGUGACGCGACUCGGUAUAACCUCUCUCAUCAGAGAGGCCAUGAGUGCUGGCGACAGCCACGAGGAGGGUCGUCUGGUGUACCGCUACGGGGGCGAGCCGGUGGGGUCCUUCGUGCAGCCCACCCUCAGGCCACUCGUGCCCGCCAUCGCCCAUGCCAUGUUCCUGGACGUCACCCAUGACAACGAGUGCCCUAUUCUGUGCCGCUCUGCGUAUGACUCACUGCCCAGCUCUGCCAUCGUCUCCCUGGCCUGCUGCGCCUCAGGCAGCACGAGAGGAUACGACGAGAUGGUGCCCCACCAGAUUUCAGUGGUUAAGGAGGAGCGCUUCUACCCCAAAUGGAACCCCGAUGCCAAAGCCUCCACUCCUGGGGAGACCAACCUCCAGACGGGGAUAAUGGCGGGGAAACGGGCUCUCAACAAGCUGCACCAGGAGCUGGCUGCCAAAGGCUUUAAUCAGGUGUAUGUGGACCAGGUGGAUGCGGACGUUGUAGCCGUCACCAGACACUGUUCAAGCACACACCAGUCAGUGGUAGCCGUGUCUCGCACCGCCUUCCAGGAUCCCAAGAAACAUCACUACAGCAAUGAGGUUCCGUCUAUGUGCAUCCCAGGGCAAAUUGAGGAGGUUGUUCUGGAGGCUCGCACCAUGCUCCGGUCCGCGGGGCCAUACGGUCAAGAUAAGAAGAGCAUUAAUGGCCUGCCCGGCUACACCGUGGAGAUCACCGAGCACAUCCAGUUAAAGGAUAGCAAGAUUGUGAAGCAGGCAGAUGUGACCGCCAAGGGCCGCAAGGAGUUUGUGCAGGAGAUCGUGUUUGAGCACCUUACCCCAGGAAGUGUUAUCGUGUUCAGGGUGAGCCUGGACCCAGAGUCCCAGAAGACAGUGGGGCUUCUGCGUGGUCACCUGUCCCAGUUCAGUCGGCAGUACAAAGCAGGCAGUCUGGCCGACCCUCAGGGCCCAAGCAUCCUGAAGAGUGACCUGGAGUCUCUAAUGUCUAAACUGAGUCUGGCCGACCUGAACACACUCAUGUUCCGCUGUGAUGCGGAGGAAAAGGAGGAUGGUGGAGGUGUUUAUGACAUUCCUUCCUGGAUACCCCUGAAAUAUGGUGGCCUGCAAGGUUUAAUUUCGGUGAUGGCGGACAUCCGCCCCAAAAACGACCUGGGACACCCAUUCUGUGACAACCUGCGUCAGGGUGACUGGAUGAUCGACUACGUGAGCAACCGGCUGAUAAAGAAAGACGGAGCACUGAAAGAGGUGGGCAAAUGGUUUCAGGCUAUGUUUGGGUACCUGAAGCACAUCCCCCGCUAUCUGGUGCCCCGCUACUUUGAUGCCAUUAUUGUGGGGGCCUACACUGCAGCUCUGGACUCAGUGUUCAAACAGAUGUCAAGCUUUGUGCAGAACGGUUCCACCCUGGUAAAGCAGUUGGCCCUGGGCUCGGUACAGAUGUGUGGGGUGGGACGCUUCCCUGCCCUGCCCCCCUUGUCUCCAUCACUGAAGGAUGUCCCAGUCCGCCUCAACCCCGACACUAACAGCCAAGAGCAGUGCUGUGUGUCCCUGGCAGCAGGUUUGCCUCAUUUCGCCUCUGGAAUCUUCCGCUGUUGGGGGCGGGACACUUUCAUUGCCCUGCGAGGACUCAUGCUGGUCACUGGGCGCCACCUAGAGGCCAGGAACAUCAUUCUGGCGGUUGCUGGCACCCUGCGUCACGGUUUGAUCCCCAACCUCCUGGGCGAGGGAGUGGGCGCCCGCUUCAACUGCCGUGACGCUGUGUGGUGGUGGCUGCAGUGCAUCCAGGACUACUGUAACCUGGUGCCAGAGGGCCUGAGCAUCCUCACGUGCCCCGUGUCACGCAUGUACCCUACGGACGACUCUGAGCCCCAGACCCCGGGGAAGAAGGACCAGCCGCUGUAUGAGGUCAUCCACGAGGCGCUUCAGCGCCACAUGCAAGGGAUGGACUUCCGAGAGAGGAACGCCGGGCCCCAGAUCGACCGCCACAUGAGAGAUGAAGGAUUUAAUGUUGUGGCCAAAGUGAACCCAGUCACUGGAUUUGUAUAUGGAGGGAAUAGAUUUAAUUGCGGGACUUGGAUGGACAAAAUGGGAGAGAGCGACAGAGCCCGCAACAAAGGCAUGCCGGCCACACCCAGGGAUGGUUCAGCAGUGGAGAUUGUUGGCCUCAGCAAGUCCACCGUGCGCUGGCUGGCGGAACUACACAAGGCUGGCGUGUUCCCCUACUCCUCUGUCACCAUGACCAGGGAUGGAAAAGAUGUGUCUGUCUCCUAUGAGGAGUGGAACAGAAUGAUCCAGGACAACUUUGAGAAGAUGUUCUAUGUGUCCCACGACCCCAAGGACCCCCAUGAGCAGCACCCUGAGCUGGUCCACAAGAGAGGCAUAUACAAGGACAGCUAUGGGGCCUCCAGUACAUGGUGUGACUACCAGCUCAGGCCCAACUUCACCAUCGCCAUGACAGUGGCUCCAGAGUUGUUCACUGUGAAAAGAGCCUGGGAGGCUUUAGAGGUGGCGGAGAAGAAGCUGUUGGGUCCUUUGGGCAUGAAGACUCUGGAUCCAGAUGACAUGAUGUAUUGUGGUGUCUAUGACAAUGCCCUGGACAAUGACAAUUACAACUUGGCUAAAGGUUUCAAUUAUCAUCAAGGACCUGAAUGGCUUUGGCCUGUUGGUUAUUUCCUCCGUGCUAAACUUUACUUCGCAAAGAAGCUGGGUAAAGAGACCUACGACAAGACGGUGUAUUUGGUGAAGAAUGUACUCUCUCGGCAUUAUGUCCACUUGGAAAGAUCUCCCUGGAAGGGUCUUCCAGAACUGACCAAUGAGAAUGGGCAGUACUGCCCCUUCAGUUGUGAAACCCAGGCCUGGUCCAUUGCCACCAUUCUGGAGGUUCUCCAUGACCUGUGAAAAGAGGGCCUAAACCCCCUUAUUAUAUGCAUCCCACCUACGGUACCCUUAGGGGCCUGUCCGCACAUUCUCACUGCCCUAGUAUUUGUUUACCUAAUUGUCCACCACAGUGUUUUCCCUGUGCUGCUUUUCCUAGUCUUCCAGUGUUCAAAGCACGUAUAUGGUAUUAUUUCCAUAGAGUACAUUCAUGGCUUUGUGCAUAUCUGUAAUAUGUAGAGAUGAUGCAUACAAUGUUUCUGCCCACAAGUGUGCUGUUACCUUGUGCCAAAGGGCUAUAGUUCAGAAAUAUCACCCGUCCUGUAGAAUCAUACUUUCAAAAUGAUUUUCCAUUACAGCAACCUGUUGCUCCUCAACCUACAUAAGCUUUGUCUGGCUGUGUUUGUGUUUACCUUGUGCCUGGAUAUUUUGAAUGUUCCAAUAGAUCACCAGCACCUUUUAAUUUAAAAAAUAAAGACUAAUUAAUGAAAA